GGGUACGCGUGUGGAGUGAGACGGGGAGCGAAGCGAAGGGGCGCGGGACUCCCGGAGCCUUGGCUGCGGAUCAGGGGCCCGCCGCCGACCGCUAGCGGGAUCGGAGUAGUGGGCAGAGCCGAUCGCUCGCCGGCUAGGACACCGCCCGCCUGGCGCCGCUUCCCGCGCAGCUAGGGGACCGGCCCGGCCGCGCCUUCCUCCGCGCAUUCGCCGGGAACGCAGAGUGGGCGCUUGUAGGAGCGCGGCCCCAGCAUCUUCUGAGACUAGGGCUCAGUUUCGGGCGGAUGCUGCUCGCGCUGGACGCUGGCCUCCGGAGAAUCUGAUCCGCCCGCCGGGAGGAGGAGGCUCGGCCGGGGAUGAGGGUGUCCCCACCUGAAGAGGACAAGUUGGAUACCAAGCCAUGCCCCUGAGCUGAGGGCCAGCUGCCAGCCUGAGGAGCCCCAUGGCACCGCCUGUACCCAUGGAGAAAGGACUCACUUUGCCCCAGGACUUUGUACACAGUCUGAAGAUCCGGGGCAAAUAUGCCUUGUUCCUGGCAUUUGUGCUCAUAGUUUUUGUCUUCAUUGAAAAGGAAAACAAAAUUAUAUCCAGGGUCUCUGACAAGCUGAAGCAGAUCCCUCAAUUUGUGGCAGAUGCCAACAGCACGGACCCAGCCCUGCUUUUAUCAGAAAACGCAUCUCUCUUGUCCCUGAGCGAAUUGGAUUCUGACUUUUCCCAGCUGCAGAGCCGCCUGCACAAUCUCAGCCUGCAGCUGGGCGUCGAGCCAGCGAUGGAGGCCCAGGGGCAGGAGCCUGCGGCAGAGAAGCCAUCCCACCAGGCUGCAGCAGGGCACCGACGCCACGUGCUCCUCAUGGCCACCACCCGCACCGGCUCCUCAUUCGUGGGCGAGUUCUUCAACCAGCAGGGCAAUAUCUUCUACCUCUUCGAGCCACUGUGGCACAUCGAACGCACCGUGUCCUUCCAGGCAGGAGGUGCCAGCGCGGCGGGCUCAGCACUCGUCUACCGUGACGUCCUCAAGCAGCUAUUGCUGUGCGACCUGUACGUGCUGGAGCCCUUCAUCAGUCCACCCCCUGAGGACCACUUGACUCAGUUCCUCUUCCGCCGGGGAUCCAGCCGCUCGCUCUGCGAGGAUCCAGUGUGCACACCCUUCGUCAAGAAGGUCUUCGAGAAAUACCACUGCAGGAACCGUCGUUGCGGACCACUCAAUGUGACCUUAGCGGCAGAGGCCUGCCGCAGUAAGGACCACAUGGCCCUCAAGGCUGUGCGCAUCCGUCAGCUGGAGUUCCUGCAGCCGCUGGCAGAGGAUCCGAGGCUGGACCUGCGAGUCAUCCAGCUGGUGCGCGACCCCCGAGCAGUGCUGGCCUCACGCAUGGUGGCUUUCGCGGGCAAGUACGAGAGCUGGAAGAAGUGGUUGACAGAGGGGCAGGACCGGCUAAGCGAGGAUGAAGUGCAGCGGUUGCGGGGCAACUGUGAGAGCAUCCGCCUAUCUGCCGAGCUGGGCUUGCGGCAGCCAGCGUGGCUGCGUGGGCGCUACAUGCUAGUGCGCUAUGAGGAUGUGGCACGCAGGCCACUGCAAAAGGCCAGAGAGAUGUAUGGCUUCGCAGGCAUCCCCUUGACCCCACAGGUGGAGGACUGGAUCCAGAAGAACACACAAGCGGCCCGCGACAGCAGCGACGUCUACUCGACUCAGAAGAACUCCUCUGAGCAGUUUGAGAAGUGGCGCUUUAGCAUGCCCUUCAAGCUGGCACAGGUGGUGCAGGCUGCCUGCGGCCCGGCCAUGCACCUCUUUGGCUACAAGUUGGCCAGAGAUGCUGCCUCGCUCACCAACCGUUCCAUCAGCCUGCUGGAGGAGCGGGGCACCUUCUGGGUCACGUAGUGAGGGAUGCCCAGGACCCUGGGAAUCCCUUCUCAUGAAAUGCUGGCCCUGCUUCCCUCACACCCAGCCUGGCAGUGAAACAGCCCUGGCAGAGAGUCAGAAUGGGGAGCAGUGAUGGGGGUAUAGGCCCUGGCUGUAGCUGCAUGCCUCCGGCCAGCUAGUUUCCCCAGUGCAGCCGCAGCCAGGACUUCGGGGCUCCUCUGAGGACAGCAGUGCCCUGUGUCCUUGGUGAUACUGGUCAUUCCCACACACUUUAUGGCCUGCAGUGUCCUAAGCAGAUCCAGGCUGGUUCCUGUGUAUGGACACACCUCCCCGGCUCUGCCCCACACUGUCACAAAAACAUGCUGCACACAAAGGCCUGUAGCCUGUGUGGGCCAGAGUCCAAAUAUUUAACAACCAGAAGGGCGUAGGCCCGCUCCACUCACUCAGAUCUCCUACUAUAUUGAAUGUUAACCUUUUCCGCUCUGAGUCAGAAAAGCCUAGGAUCUGGCUGAGUCUUUAGAAGAAGGAGGACAGUCUAGGGUGAGGAAGGGGAUAUUUGAAGUUCCUGAGGGGACAAUGGCUGUUUACCAACUGAUACAAAGGGGUUUGAUUAGCCGUUCUGGCUACUCACGAAUAUCAGCCAAAGUGCAUGUAGAGAGAGCAAGGCUGGGGCUGUGGCUCAGUGGUAAAGUUCUUGCCUCUCAUGCACA
Chionomys nivalis (European snow vole) is the source of this 2568-nucleotide messenger RNA. It is a transcript of the gene Chst3, whose product is annotated as carbohydrate sulfotransferase 3. Gene Ontology annotation, biological process: carbohydrate metabolic process; N-acetylglucosamine metabolic process. The transcript is spliced from 3 exons. The record is from RefSeq and is a predicted model, not a curated record. Gene Ontology annotation, molecular function: N-acetylglucosamine 6-O-sulfotransferase activity; chondroitin 6-sulfotransferase activity. The coding region runs from base 443 to 1876 and encodes 477 amino acids. Gene Ontology annotation, cellular component: Golgi membrane. Lineage: Eukaryota; Metazoa; Chordata; Mammalia; Rodentia; Cricetidae.